UUGCACUGUCACAAUGGCUUCUUUGCUUUGUAAAUCAGCGGUGAGAGUGGCCUCGAGCUCUCUUGCUAAUCGCUCUAGAAGCUUCGUUCAGAUCUCGUCGACUUCGUUUCACUUCUCUUUGUCUUCCUCAACACGCAUCCCUCGUGCUUCAAGGGUAUUGGCGGUUGUGAGAAGCGUUGAGUCGUUGAUGCCGCUUCACAGCGCGAUCGCUAAUGCUCGGCUCACGUCAAAUAUUGCAGUCGAUUCCACCUGCUGGAGCUCGCUUUCUCGAGACUUUGCAGUUCCUCGGUGACAAAGACUAAAGGAUCCAAUCAUAUCAAAUCCUAAUUGGGUUGCAUUAGAGUUAAUGUUGGUUCACAUCUUACUUCUGGUCUAUUUCCUAUGGCUGUCACGUGAUUUGGAUUCCCAUCAUAACUUGGAGCAUCACAAUCUAUUUUGAAAAAUAAUAUUAUUCUUUUAGUAAUGGAAAUCUCCUAUUUCCACAAGAUUGUGUUAUAAGGUAAAGAUUCCAAAAUUUGAUGAGAUCAUCUUUCACAUCCUUUCUUUUUGAAUUAUGCUUCCGAAAAGUGCCUAGAAACUCUAUCAAUC
This is a messenger RNA of Abrus precatorius (Indian licorice), 588 nucleotides long. RefSeq lists its product as uncharacterized. The transcript has 3 exons. The record is from RefSeq and is a predicted model, not a curated record. Lineage: Eukaryota; Viridiplantae; Streptophyta; Magnoliopsida; Fabales; Fabaceae. Bases 14 to 292 code for a protein of 92 amino acids.